AUGAUGCUCCGGAGACAGAACCUCCAACGCUUCCAGAGCCUUGCCCUGGCACACACAUCCCGAACUCUCGCAUCAACACCGCGUUACGUCUCACAGAGCGCACGACAGAAUGUCUCCGUCCCCGCCGACUCAUCACAAGUUUCGACUGCACAUCUCCUGUCCACACAGCCAGAGUCACAGAUAGCGCAAACGAAAGCAGUUCUCGGCCGCCUACCCACAGAGACUGUCCUCCGCUCCUACCUCAUCACCGCCGUAUCCUCAAGGCCUCUCCUACUCAAUGCUUGUUUCGGGAUCCUGAGGCGUAUGCUUGACUCCAAGUCUUUCCUUUUGAGCAUCGAGCGCAACCCUGUAUUGUCCAACUUGCUCAAGAAGACAUUCUACGCGCAAUACUGUGUUGGCGAGAAGAAGGAUGAGGUUGUCAGGAACACUGAAUUCGCACGUACGCUCGGUUAUGGUGGUAUCCUGUUCGAGUAUGCGCUUGAGGUACUUGGUGGAAAAGCGCCAACUGCCGAGGAAACCAAGAUGGAGAUUGAAGUGUGGAGGAAGGGAAUGCUACAGAGUGUCGAUAUGGCCAAGGAAGGCGACUUUGUUGGACUAAAAUGGUCCGGUCUCGGUCGCCAUGCCCUCAACCUCCUCCAGAACCAACAAGAAGCCACUCCCGAAAUGUGGUCUGCUAUAACUGCCGCUUGCGACGCCGCCGCCGCGAAAGGUGUGAGCCUCCUACCCGGCGCUGAAGAAGAGGCCACGAACCUCGGCCUCGAGAAAUGGACCCUUGCCCUGCAAGAAAAGUACAACAAGCCCGAAAAUGGUCGCGCCGUCCUGUACAUCACCUACCAAUGCUACCUCCGCGACAUCUCCAAACGCAUGGCUGCGCACCUUGAGCGCGCCUCAAAGAAAGGCUAUAUCGCGGGUGUCAAGCUUGUCCGCGGUGCAUACCUCACUUCCGAACCCAAACACAUCACCUUCGACACCAAAGCAGGAACAGACGCCAACUACGACGCCUGUGCCGACGCUGUCGUCCGCCAACAAUGGACCGACAAAAUCCCCGCCCCUACUCCCGGUACUCCCUUCCCUCGCGUGAACAUCGUCCUUGCAACGCACAACCUCGCUUCCGUCCAAGCCGCCCAGAAGAUCCGCGCCGAGCAGAUGCUUACUACGUCGCCUGACCAACUUCCCCGUCUCACAUAUGCACAGCUGCAAGGUAUGGCGGAUGAGAUUUCUCAGGCCCUGGUUCAGGAUGAGACUAUGAAGGCGGAUACGCAAGCCAAGGUUGUCAAGUGCAUGACUUGGGGUACUACGACUGAGUGCCUCAACUUUUUGCUCAGGCGCGCAAGUGAGAACAAGGAGGCGGCGCUGCGCACAGAGGAUACCCGCAAGGCGAUGGCUAAGGAGCUUUGGAGGAGGAUGAGGGGUGUUUUUGGUCUUGCCUAA
This is a messenger RNA of Alternaria postmessia, 1431 nucleotides long. RefSeq lists its product as uncharacterized. Gene Ontology annotation, molecular function: FAD binding; proline dehydrogenase activity. The coding region runs from base 1 to 1431 and encodes 476 amino acids. The record is from RefSeq and is a predicted model, not a curated record. Gene Ontology annotation, cellular component: mitochondrion. The transcript has 2 exons. NCBI's taxonomy places the organism in Eukaryota, Fungi, Ascomycota, Dothideomycetes, Pleosporales, Pleosporaceae.